Alosa alosa (allis shad) is the source of this 2753-nucleotide messenger RNA. RefSeq names its product major facilitator superfamily domain containing 6-like (gene mfsd6l). Gene Ontology annotation, cellular component: membrane. The record is from RefSeq and is a predicted model, not a curated record. Lineage: Eukaryota; Metazoa; Chordata; Actinopteri; Clupeiformes; Clupeidae.
GACUACAGUUAAACGACUGUAUAAUAGCUGAGACUAAUAACUAAAAUGAGUAAUGUCGUCAGGAUCUCAGUUCACUAUAAUAUAUAGUAAAUUAUUUCUAUACAAUGUAGCCUAUUAGCUUCCCUGAAAAAAGAUCAGUUGCCUAUAGUGAUACGGAAUAGCCUACCAUUUGUCUUAGUUUUUGAUACAAACUGUUUGGUGACCUUGAACAGAUGUAAUAUGUCACCAUAAGUACAUUCAUAUUUUCCACUGGAGGUGGAGGUAGGCCUUCUAGAUUUCUAGGCUAGGUAGGCCUAGGAUGUGCUACCUAAUUUACUAGAUACAUGAACGGGGCUGCAGUUGUCCAGUCCGCACAGAGUGGGCGCUACUGUUCAGAUGAUACACGGAACCAGCUAGGAUAGCCUACGCUACUACAACCUGUACGCCGAGCAGGGAUGUUGUGUUUUGUCUUUGUCAAGUAAAAUAAAACAGGUUUAACAGGAUAAAGACAGCAGUGAUCUUUCGGACGACAUGAGUUAAUCGUGAAAAGUGCGGGAGAGGAGAAAGAGCACAAGCAUGAAGCGGAGCAAGCAAUGGGAUAUCAAGUCUGCCAUGGUGCUGGCAGGGGCAUUCCACUUCCUUUAUUCCUGUGGCAGAGCCUGCCUGAUGCCUUUCCUCACCCUGUAUCUCAGGCACUUGGGUCUCAGUGCCUACAUGGUUGGCAUCGUCAUGGGCACCCAACACCUUAUCUGCCUGAUAUGGCACCCCCUCUCCAGCCUGCUGGCCAGGCACCAUGACAAGCGGCGGGUGGUCAUCAUCGGCUCGCUGGUCUGCUCGGCUGGACUGGGCCUGGCUUUCCUGCUCCUGCCACCCUCAGGGGACGCAACUGGGGCCAGUAUCUGUAACUCCACCUCUCCCCUCGCCCCCAGACCCACCACAGAACCUGCCAACAGCCACCCAGUGAGCCACGUAACAGUGCCCCCACAAAUCUCCCCUACUGGCACUCCCUCCCAAUUAAAACUGACUGUGCCAGCUCAAAACCUCACUGGCUUGGCCACUGUAGGAAAUGCCUUCACCACUAUUGUCCAGAGCAGUAGUGAAAGUGGGGAAGCUAAUGCAACCGUGUCUGCUAGUGUGGAGAGAAGAGAGAACUACAACAAGGGGUCCAAGGGGAACUUUAGCAGUAACACAAAGGAGAGUGUUGCACCACACAGGAGAGCAGCCAGGUUUCAGAGGCACACGGAGGUGAUGAAAGAGGAAGAGGCCCAUUAUGAGUCCCUGGGCAGUCUGAAUGGGAUGGAUGCUCAGCACCAGCUCUUCUUCCUGGUGCUCAUAGUGAUUGGACUGUGGGAGAUUGCAGCUGCCCCUCUGCAGUGGACAGCAGAUGAUGGACUCUACGACUACCUAGACUUUGUUGAUGCCACCGACCGGCAUGGUCGGGUGUGGAUGUGGAGGUUGUUAGGAGGGGCCUGUGGCGUGUUUGGAGUUGGGCUCCUGGUCUCUAACCUGGACUGCUUUUUUUGUUUGGGGGCACGAGUGUACAGGGGUGCUGUGCAUUUCUUUGGCUACGCACUGCUGAUGCUUGUGGUAGUCCCUGAGGCCGCAUUCCUCCCGCUCUACCUCAAUCGCAAGCAGGUGCUGCAACGUGGCGGGAGGACAAACAAUGGUGUGAAAGCGCUCCGGCUAGUCAGGGACGACCCCCGCGCCCUCCUGUGUGCCAUCACCGCCUGCCUGGUGGGCGCGGCGAGCGCUGCCGUGGAGGACUUCCUGCCGUGGCAGAUACAGGACGGCGGGGGCAGCGAGCUGCACGUGGGCACAGCGCUGGGCGUGGCGCUGCUCUCCCAGGUGACCUUCCCGCCGGUGCUCAGGAGCGGACGCGUCCUGCGGAUCCUGGGCCCCCACGGCCGGAUCCUACUCCUGGGGGCUGCAGCCCGUGCACUCCAGUGCCUCUACUACUCCUUCCUCAGGGGCCCGUGGGCCGUCCUCCCUGCCCAGGCGCUGGACUGCCUCAGCGUAGGUGCCUUCUGGUGGGCGCUGGAGGCGCAGUGUGAGGACGUAGCAACACCUGGCACGGAGCGGGCCGUGCAGCGGGUCUAUCAGGCCCUGGCACUGGAUCUUGGCGCCGGGCUUGGCAGCUUUGCAGGGGGGUUGGUGGUACAGAGGUUUGGCAUAGCUGUGCUCUUCCAGGGCCUGGCUGCCGGCCUCGGCCUCUGGUGUGUCAUCCUCGGCCUUUUACAGUGGAAGGUCCCAAGGCAGCGGAGGAUCAACUACUCCCGCCUCCUGGCAGCAGACGCCAGUGAGGUGAGCGACACAGAGUCUGAGCAGGAGAGAGACUGGCUGGACAAAGCUAUCCAAGAGGAGAACAGCAAGAACAGUAACAGCCACAGAAAUAACUCCAGGCAAUAACUGAAGGACACCAGCUGCUCUCCCCUCAGAACAUUAUACUUAUGAAAUGCUUCAGAUACUGGGAUUUUGAUUAAUUUGGCCAAGAGGAAACAUAAAAUUCAUUUUCAGAGAUGUAAUUCUGAAAAGUUGUUGUCGAGACUACUCGAAAAAAUUGAAAAUAAAUGUUUUGACUCCAAUGUUAUCAAUGACUUUACUAGGGAAUGUGCUAUCUAGUCUGUUAUGUGCAAUCAUUUUGUUUAUCUUUUUGAGUUUUUGAUUAAUUGUUCAAAAAUGUUUUGGCUUGGGUUGUGUUUGCCUGGACUUGAUGUCUCCUUUAUAUGUGAAAGCACUUAUCUUAAAUAAAAGUUUUGGAUAAGAGCAGAAACAUA